Messenger RNA from Chrysoperla carnea, 1579 nucleotides. It is a transcript of the gene DNaseII, whose product is annotated as plancitoxin-1. Lineage: Eukaryota; Metazoa; Arthropoda; Insecta; Neuroptera; Chrysopidae. The record is from RefSeq and is a predicted model, not a curated record. The coding region runs from base 1 to 1116 and encodes 371 amino acids. The transcript has a single exon. Gene Ontology annotation, molecular function: deoxyribonuclease II activity. Gene Ontology annotation, biological process: apoptotic DNA fragmentation.
AUGGUUGGCUUAAAAGUAUUCUUAUUAUUGUGUUAUUUAAUUUAUACUACAUAUGGAUUUCAAUGCAGGGAUGAGAAUAAUAAUGAAGUUGAUUGGUAUGUUUUAUAUAAAAUUCCACAUAUCAAGAAAAGUUCUGAUGAAAAUUUAAGAAAUGGUUAUGCAUACGCAUAUAUUACAUCAGUUACAAUAAACGAUGACUGGAAAUUAUCAACAAAAUCAGUGAAUAGUACAGAUUCAAUUCCUGGUUUAACUUUAAAACCUUUAUACACAAAAAGCAAUGCAUCUUAUAUAUUGUACAAUGAUCAACCACCGAACGGUCAGGAAAGUGGGAGAGGACAUACAAAAGGUCUACUUGUAUCAAAUGACACACAUGGAUUUUGGCUUGUACAUUCUACACCACAUUUUCCGGAUACAUUCAAAGAAUAUUCAUAUCCAUUUUCCGGAACAGUAUAUGGACAAAGUUUCUUAUGUAUAUCGUUUAACAUAAAUGGUAUUAAUUUAGUAAGUCAACAAUUGGUGUACAAUGAACCUCAUAUAUAUUUAAGAUGGGUCAGCAGAACAGUAGCACAAGCAGCUCCGUUUAUGGGAAAUUUAACUAAUGAUAAUGUGCUUACAAAACCACCAUGGUUUCGUGUAGCGAAUUUAACAUCAAUCAAUAAUCAAAAAUUUAUAUCAUUUGCUAAAUCAAAAAAUUUUAAUCAAGAUUUAUAUGUAGAUUUGGUUGCGCCAUUUUUUCAUAGUUCUAUGUAUGCUGAGACUUGGCAAAACGGUGCUGGUAAAAUGACCUCAAAUUGUAGUACACAAUUCGAAGUGGAUAAUAUUCUUGAUAUAUCGUUUAAAACAUUUUAUAUAAACUUUCCUUCAACUUUGGAUCAUUCAAAGUGGGCUGUAACAUAUCGAAAAGAUUUGAAGGAGACAGUUUUGGCCGUAUGUAUCGGUGAUAUCAAUCGAGCUGACCAUCAAAAAUUACGUGGAGGUGGUACAGUAUGUAUACAAGAUAAUAGACUAUGGAAAUAUUAUUUAAAUAUUGCUGGAACAAUAGAAAUGUGUAAAAAAAAUUUACACAAAUAUUAUGGAUAUAAAGUGGUUGAUAUAGAAAAUAAUGAGAUCAACUAAAAAGUUAACUCAACUUAUAAUUUGAAUUUUAAAAUAUGGAUAACCUUUCAUAACUAAAAGCAAAUUUAUUGGUCGAAUUCGAAAUCCAUGUAAGGUCCGAACAAUAGGCUUUUGUCCAUCUAAGAAUAAAUCGGUGGGAUAAAAGUUUCUAAUAAUUAAUCAUGAUAUGUAGAUAACAAAACACAACAUUAUUUUUCAUAAAAAAUAAGGAUUAUUAUUAUUUUUAUGAUAUUAUUUUAGUAAAAUUAGGUAUUUAGUCACGUGCCAGCAUACAUCAAUCAGAAAGUAUUACUUCACGCUAUGACAUACGAUAUCUAAACAACAUUACAUUAUAAUAGAACGAAGCAAGUUACUUGAUUACAGCUGCUUAAACUUGCAUACCCAAAAAUGAUUGUAUGCCAAGUCGUGAUGUCAUUCAAGACGAUAUACCACUUGUUUUUGAAGUAAAUUUGAAUUGGUUUUU